GGUUCAAUCUAUCAAAAUCGACCUAUCGAUUUCCAAAGAAACAGGAAACGAGAAAUGCAGAGUUGAGUUGAGAGUUUAAUUAUUUAUUAUAUCGUUUUUCUAUACAUAUCAUCUCAUAUCAUAUAUUACACACAAAAUGUCCUCCAACUCACAUAUACCAAACCCCAACCCCUUCAUCACAAAAUCCCCCUUAUCAUCUCCCUCCAAAUCCCUGCCCCUCUCCCAAGGCAUCCUCCUCUGCUCCUCGUCCGACCCCCUCGCACCCGUCGAACUACGUCUCGUCUCUCUCCUUUCCUAUCCCUGCACCGCGAUCGUAAAUCCGAUUUCUCAAUCGCCGUCUGCGUAUGCGCUUGUGCGUGCGAAAAAUUCGAAUUCGAAUUCGAUGACUGGGCUUGGGGACUCGUCUACACGAAUAGGGAUGAAUAUCGGGAUUGGGGUAGAAACGCCACAAAUCAGUCUCCCGGGUCUCAUUGACAAAUCCGCCGGGGAGGAUCUCGCAAAAUGGAGAGAGAGCAAUUGGAAAGAAGGAUUGAAUGCUGGGGGUUGUGGGGUCAGUGGGAGUUUUGGAUUGUGUGGUGUUGAGGAGGGAAAGAAUGGGGAAAUUGGGAUGGGGACGGGAGAAGAUGAAAGACCGAAAUAUAUUAUUCAUACGCAUGCGCCGAAUUUUACGGAUAAGGCGUAUAGUACGCCGUUGGUGAAACAGUUGUUGGUCAAUUGUUAUCGGGGGGCGUUGGUGGAGGCGAUGGGGAUUGCGGAGAGCGAGGAGAAGCGAGAAAGAGAUGAUGAUAUGACGGAUAGAGAAGGGGAGGGAAAAGCAGAAGAAGUAAAAGCAGCAGUAGAAGAAAUGGAAGAAGAAAGUGCGAAAAAUACAAAAGGAAAAGCGAUAGAUGGGAAUGCAAUACUUCUAGAAAACACAAGAGAAGAUGCGAGUAUGAGAGAUACGGAUACGGACGCGAAUGAGAAUAUUCUGGCAGAAAGGGAAAUAACACCAGAGAUACCAAGGAAGAUCGGAUUGAGAAGUUUCGGCACAGUUAAUGUGGCGGGGAGUAUGAGUUGUCCAGCAAGUUUGGCGAGUCCGAGGGAUGCAAAUUUAGAUACUUCUGGUAUUUCGCCUAUUUCAUCUCCGUCGAUUCUACCAAGUAAAUCUAUUCCGCCGAUUACGUCCAUUCCGCCUAUACUCCUAUCAUCACCUACAUCCGCCCCCUCAGUUUCCCACGAUCCUUCGAAAGAACAUAUCCCACAAACAUCUCCAAGACCAACAGGUAUAACCAUUGCCUUCCCCGCUAUUUCUACAGGUCAUAAAUCCUUUCCCCAUCGUCUUGCUGCUCGCAUCGCUGUAGGCACUGUGAGAGAUUUUCUACGUCAUCCUAUUUUUGGCGCUGUACGACGGAAGAUGAUUCGGAAGGUUGUUUUUUGUGUGUGGCCUGUUGAUAGUCCGAAUAGAAAAGCGCUGCAAGUAGCUUUUGGACUUAAUUUUCCACCCCCAUUACCGCAGAGUGCACCGUUGAGUCCGGUGAGUAAUCAACUUUCUACGCCGCCGUUUUCUCCGAGUGUGAGGGGGAGGAGGGGGUUUGAUUUUAAGUUGGGGUUGGCGCUGAGGGACUUUGAGGGGGAGACGAGUCUGGGGGAUGUGCCGAAGAUUGUGGUUACUCCGCCGGUUACGCCGAUGGCGGGGUUGGGUUUGGCUCCUGGGGAGAGGGAGAGGGAGAGGUACUCGUCUGGUUUUGAGAGUUCAGAAGGGAAGAGAUUGAGUAGGGGUAAUGAAUAUUUGGGAGAUAAGGAGAGUGAGAGUGUGGAGGAUAUGGAUAUGGAUAUAGAGGAAGAGGAAGAGGUGGAGGUGGAGGCGGAUAUAGAGAAGGAAGUGGAUAUGGAGGCGAAGAAGGAGGUGGAAAAGGAGGUGGAAAAGGAGGUGGAUGAUGGUGUUGGUAUGAAUUUGACAAGGGGAGGUGGGCAAAGAAUUGAUAAAGUACACAAAGAAGAGAAGCUUGUAGAGAAAGAAAAAAUACGAAAAGCAGAAAUAGGGAGAGGGUAUAGACUGGCAGACAGUAGUGGAAGAGAUAGGAGAGGGAGAAAAGAAACCUACAGACAGAGAAAAAGGCAACAAGGGUUGAGAUUGGCCGCUGCAAUGAGACUGAAAAGAAUGAGAGAGAAGGGGAGGAAAUAGAGGAGUUGGAAAGAUAUUUGAAUGUGUUUGAGAAAUUGAGGAAUAGAAAGAGGAUACGAGGACACCCAAGAGAUUGCCAGGAACUGUUGAGAGGAAGACAGAGAGAAGUGUGGAUGGAGAGAUAGAAAAAGAAGAAGUAAAUCCAACGAAAGUGGCUGAUGAGCGUGUUCGGAGACCAGAAGCUGGAGACGGCACCGCCUCACCCAAGAGCAUAUCAAGCAUUGGAGAAAGACGAGCGAAGCAAAGUAAAUUGAAGGACAAGGAAAGGCAGGAGAACAAGACAGCUGGUAAUUGUAUCCGUCGACACGGAAGCACCAAAACGCAAAAUAAACAAGAGAGGGGUUAUACGGAGCGGAAAGAAGUAGGGGAUACUAAAGCGGGCACAAAGAGAGGGAGGCCAAGUAAAAUGGAUGGAAGCGGGACAGGAGGUAGCGAUACUGAACGACGCGGAGGAAUAAAAAAGAGAAAAUAGAGGGGGUCGCGCUGGGAGACUUGUUGGAGAGUCUCGGUGGUUACUUCAGAGGGGUGGAAUAAAAGAAUGAGAGGAUAUCACGUGACUAUAUGAACUG
Molecule: messenger RNA, 2733 nt
Organism: Botrytis cinerea B05.10
Lineage: Eukaryota; Fungi; Ascomycota; Leotiomycetes; Helotiales; Sclerotiniaceae
Exons: 1
Coding region: 137-2164 (675 amino acids)
Source: RefSeq, a predicted model, not a curated record